This is a messenger RNA of Aedes albopictus (Asian tiger mosquito), 1512 nucleotides long. Its product is annotated as glutaryl-CoA dehydrogenase, mitochondrial. Gene Ontology annotation, biological process: fatty acid beta-oxidation using acyl-CoA dehydrogenase; fatty-acyl-CoA biosynthetic process. The transcript has 6 exons. Gene Ontology annotation, molecular function: flavin adenine dinucleotide binding; glutaryl-CoA dehydrogenase activity; fatty-acyl-CoA binding. The coding region runs from base 156 to 1421 and encodes 421 amino acids. Gene Ontology annotation, cellular component: mitochondrial inner membrane. The record is from RefSeq and is a predicted model, not a curated record. NCBI's taxonomy places the organism in Eukaryota, Metazoa, Arthropoda, Insecta, Diptera, Culicidae.
UUCAGCUCAGUACGAAAUCGAAAGUGAGUGGGACCGGUUAAAUUCGCAGAACGGGUCUACUCUUUUAGACCCACACACAUAUAAUUCCUGUCUGGAUAUUGUGAUGCAACUAGACUUACUUUGACUGCGUUAUUUGGAACUCUACGUAAACAGAUAUGGCCCUACGAAUCAUCUCCAACCAGUUGCGAAACUUUAGCAAGUUUGGCAAUGUGCAAAGGGCUUUCGCCUCAUCCAGCAAUGAACCCACAUUCAACUGGGAGGAUCCAUUGAACCUGGAAUCGCAGCUCAAGGAGGAUGAGAUCGCGAUCCGAGAUUCGUUCAGGGCCUAUUGUGAGGACAAACUCAUGUCCCGGGUAAUUCUGGCCAACAGAGAUGAAGUCUUCCACAAAGAGAUCAUGAAAGAGCUGGGAUCGUUCGGUGUCCUAGGAUGCACGAUCAAGGGCUACGAGUGUGCCGGGGUGAGCAAUGUGGCCUACGGCUUGCUAACACGUGAAGUCGAGCGCGUAGACUCCGGCUAUCGAUCGGCCUUCAGUGUUCAAAGUUCCCUCUGCAUGGGUGCCAUCUACGACUACGGCAGCGAAGAGCAGAAGCAAAAGUAUCUGCCGAAAAUGGCCAAGGGCGAACUGAUUGGGUGCUUUGGGCUGACCGAGCCAAACCACGGUAGCGAUCCUUCCUCGAUGGAAACCCGAGCGGUGCAUGAUCCCAAAACCAAAACCUAUGUCCUGACUGGAAGUAAGACGUGGAUCACCAACUCUCCGGUGGCGGACGUAUGCAUCGUUUGGGGCAAGACCGAGGACGGUAAGGUUCGAGGAUUUAUUAUUGAUCGCGAGCAGAGCUCGGCAGGACUAUCUACACCUAAGAUCCAGGGUAAAUUCUCUCUUCGGGCGUCCGACACCGGCAUGAUUCUGAUGGACGAGGUUCGUAUUCCGGAGGACAACAUUCUGCCGAAUGUUUCCGGUAUGCGCGGACCUUUUGGAUGUUUGAACAACGCCCGCUACGGAAUUGCGUGGGGUGCUCUGGGAGCGGCCGAAUCUUGCCUAAAGGUCGCCAGACAGUACACCCUAGAUAGGAAACAAUUCAAGAAGCCCCUGGCAGCGAACCAACUGAUGCAGAAGAAGAUGGCCGAUAUGUUGACGGAGAUCAGCUUGGGAUUGACCGCUUGUUUGCACGUUGGACGACUGAAGGAUCAAAAAUUGCACACUCCAGAGAUGAUCUCCAUGCUGAAGCGGAAUAACGCUGGAAAGGCGUUGGAAAUUGCCCGCGUGGCCAGGGACAUGCUCGGAGGAAAUGGAAUUGCCGAUGAAUAUCACAUAAUCCGUCAUGUGAUGAAUCUGGAGGCUGUCAAUACUUAUGAAGGAACCCACGAUAUUCAUGCCCUUAUUCUGGGACGUGCCAUUACCGGUAUUCAGGCGUUUGCCUAAAGUUAAAUCUACAGCUGUUGAAACCAAGUGAUACUGCAUGCAUUUGUAAAUGUGACAAUAAAACAUUGAUUAAUUGCUUAAACGAAAAAAA